Molecule: messenger RNA, 1557 nt
Organism: Lathyrus sativus (Indian pea)
Lineage: Eukaryota; Viridiplantae; Streptophyta; Magnoliopsida; Fabales; Fabaceae
Source: the annotation of a GenBank genome assembly
AUGAACAAUCUUGCAGUGUUUCUGAUUCUAUCUCUUUCACUCUCUUAUGCAGUUUCUUCUACUUUACUUGACAAGAGUUUCAUGCAGUGCAUGUUAACCAGAGUUAAUAAUGAAACUGUGUUUAUUAACUCAUCUUCGUUAUUGUUUCCAAAAGUGUUGGAAUCAUUGGAACAAAAUCCAAGAUGGUUGAAUUCAUCAAAUAAGCCACUUUUCAUUGUUACACCUUCUCAUGAAUCAGAAAUUCAAGCAACUAUACUAUGCAGCAAAGAUAUUGGAUUGCAGGUUAGAGUCAUAAGUGGUGGCCAUGAUUAUGAAGGGUUGUCUUAUAUCUGUAAGACACCUUUCAUCAUGAUCAAUCUCGUCAACAUCCGCUCGAUUGAUAUUGAUCUCGCCGAUGAAUCCGCUUGGGUUCAGGCAGGUGCAACAUUAGGCGAACUUUACUACAAAAUUUCCAAAGCAAGUCAAGUUCAUGGAUUCUCCGCAGGGAUAUGUCCGAGCGUUGGAAUAGGGGGACACAUAAGUGGAGGAGGGUUCGGUACUUUGUCUAGGAAACAUGGUCUAGCCGCGGAUAAUGUUAUCGAUGCUUACUUAAUAGAUGUAAAUGGAAAAAUUCAUGACAGAAAAUCAAUGGGAGAAGAACUUUUUUGGGCUAUAAGAGGAGGUAGUGCUACAAGUUUCGGAAUCAUUCUUGCAUGGAAGAUAAAGUUAGUUAAAGUUGCAUCUCUUGUUACAGCAUUCAGCAUCGAAAGAACAUCAGAACAAGAAGUAACAAAGCUUAUUCAUAGAUGGCAAUACAUAGCAGAUAAACUUGAUGAAGAUCUUUUCAUUAGAGUAGUUGCUCAAAACAAUGGUCCAAAUUCGAAAACAAUAAAAGCAAUUUUCAACUCACUUUUUCUUGGAGGAAAAGAAAGGUUAAUCACUAUAAUGAAUGAGAGUUUCGCUGAGUUAGGGUUACAGGAAAAAGACUGCAAUGAAAUGAGUUGGAUUCAGUCGACGUUGUACUUUGCAGGAUACAAAGAAUCAGAUCCUUUAGAACUUUUGUUGAACAGAAUUACAAACUUUAAAAGCUCAUUCAAAUCAAAAUCUGAUUAUGUGGAAAAGCCUAUACCAGAAACAGGUUUAGAAGGUAUCAAGAGAAUGCUUCAAGAACAAGACUCAUUAGCAUUACUGAUAAUGGAACCUUAUGGUGGAAAAAUGAGUGAAAUAUCAGAAACUGAAAUACCUUUUCCACAUAGAAAGGGAAACUUGUACAAUAUACAAUACAUGGUUAAGUGGGAUAAGAAUGGAAUUGAAGAAUCCAAUAGAAAUAUCGAAUGGAUGAGAAAGGUUUAUAGAUAUAUGACUCCUUAUGUUUCAAAGUCUCCAAGGGGUGCAUAUUUCAACUAUAAAGAUCUUGAUUUAGGUAGCAACAAGAAUAAUGGUAUAACAAGCUACUCAGAAGCAAGUGUUUGGGGGAUGAAGUACUUUAAAGGAAACUUUAGAAGGUUGGCACAAAUUAAGACUAAAUUUGAUCCACACAAUUUUUUCAACAAUGAGCAGAGUAUCCCACUUACAUAA